CUUACCGAAUAAGGGGCUCCAGUCCCUCCACGUAACAAAUACCCGGCGUCAAUUCAUUCAUGGAAUCCACAACUGAAAAUGUAGCUUCUGUAUUCAAUCGAUUACAAUUCAUCAAUAGUUGUUUAGCGUCAGUUGAUCUCAAAAAAAGACUAAUCGCCAACACAACCAUGGCAUCCAAGGUCGCCGUCAUCGGCAGCGGCAUUUCAGGAGCAGUCUGCGCGUCGAUUCUCGCUAAGAACGGUAUAUCCGUCACCAUUUUUGAGUCUGCCAGAGGCCCCGGCGGCCGCAUGUCGCAACGAAGAGAACAUUGUGAAGAUGGGAGAGAGCUAUCGUUCGACCAUGGUGCGCCUUAUUUUACUUUGAACGCCGCCAAUUCAGAACUGCAAAGUCUAGUUAAUGCCUGGGAAUCAAGAGGUCUAGUGGCUCAGUGGAAUGCUAAAUUUGGCUCUUUUGAUUAUAGCUCGAGAAGUUUUGUCAGCGUUUAUGAGGAUCAGGAAGUGAGCACGAGAUAUGUUGGUGUGCCGGGGAUGAACUCUGUCUGCAAAGCAUUAUGCCAAGAUCCCGGGAUUGAAACCAGGUUUGGACACACUAUUGGAAGGUCGGAUUGGUUGAUGGAUCAAAAUGCAUGGUCCUUGACGAGCAUCGAUGGACAAGAUGUUGGCCAUUUUAUGGGAGUGGUAGCUACAGACAAGAACACUUUUUUGUCUAGGUUUACAGAUGUCACUGGAAAACAGCCACCUAUUGAUCUGAGUUCAGAUUCAGGAGACGGCUUUCAGAUAAAAGAAAUUCCAGCGUCUCCUCGCUUUGCUCUUAUGCUGGCAUUUUCAGAAUCACUUUCAUCUAUACCCAUAAAAGGUUUUUCAUUCAAGAACUCUGAAAUUCUAAGCUGGGCUCAUUGUGACAGCAGCAAGCCGGGACGUUCAACUACUAGUGAGCGCUGGGUGCUGCACUCUACUGCCAAAUAUGCAGAGCUCAUCAUCUCUCAAGCAGGACUCCAGAAGCCUUCCCCUGCAUUAUUGACAAAAGUGGCUGAGGAACUAUUUCAAGAAUUCCAGAGAACCGGCAUUGACAUACCACAGCCUUUUUUCAAGAAAGCUCAUAGAUGGGGAAGUGCCUUCCCGGCUGUCAGCAUUGCACGAGAGGAGAAAUGCUUGUGGGUAGAAAAGAGGAGGUUAGCAAUAUGCGGCGACUUCUGCGUGAUGCCUAAUGUUGAAGGUGCAAUAUCUAGCGGCAUCGCUGCAGCUGCUAAGUUCGUUGAAAUGCUCGCUACUUAAUUGGUAUUUUGAUGGUCAGUGGCUUAUGAAUUUUUCUAUUGCCAAUGUGCAAGCUGCUUACAUUUUUACGUUCUAGCCUUCUAGGGGUAAUGGGGCAUUGUGUUUCCCCUUAUUGAUUGCUUUACAAGCAUGGAAAUUCGUCAUGUCACAGUGUAUAAUCUAUGGGGCAUUUACCAUUCAAGAUUUAUAAUACACAUUAUUGGGCAUAUUCAUCAUCAUAA
Molecule: messenger RNA, 1495 nt
Organism: Salvia splendens (bonfire salvia)
Lineage: Eukaryota; Viridiplantae; Streptophyta; Magnoliopsida; Lamiales; Lamiaceae
Product: renalase
Exons: 9
Coding region: 60-1274 (404 amino acids)
Source: RefSeq, a predicted model, not a curated record